AUGGCUACUCUUAGAGGAAGGGGCUGGGCUGUGACAUUGUCUUCCUUCAUGCACAGUUUUCUGGUGGACGGAAUUUGCUUUUCGUUUGGAACGUUCCUGAAUCACUUCCUCGAGUAUUUCGGAGGCAGCAUUUGGAAGACUCAGCUGCUCAGUUCCAUCAUAAGUGGUACCUAUCUGUGUAUGGGCUUGGUGUCCGGAGCUCUGAUAAACAGGUUUGGCUAUAGACGGUUAGUAAUUACAGGAUCGGUUAUAGCCAGUGUUGGACUUUUCCUGUCCACGUUCUCACCAAACCUCGACGUUAUGAUCCUGUUGUACGGUGUCGUAAGCGGCAUUGGAUUCGGACUGGUAUACACGCCCUCUGUCGUCAUUGUUGGACAUUAUUUCAGUAAACGUCGAGCCUUAGCUACUGGGAUUGCCGUAUGUGGGUCUGGAAUAGGAGGAAUUGUGUUCGCGCCUUUAUCAGUCCUUCUACUGAAAACCUACGACUGGAAAGGCGCGUUAUGGAUAUUAUCAGCAGUUACGUUAAAUGGCGUCAUCUUUGCUGCUUCCUACGGCCCUCUUCCGUCGCGAAAAUGCUCGAAAUUAGACUCACCUACCGCCAUGAAAAUAAAAGCCCGCAACAAGUCCCAAAGCAAACAAUUCGUUCGUGUUUUAAAACAAACUUUUAAGUGGUCACUCCUGACCAGUCCAACGUUUGCUCUGUAUAGCAUAUCUGGGGUUUUGGUGUGCAUAGGGUUUUAUAUUCCUUUUAACUUCCUGCCUGUUUAUGCCAGUGACCUCGAUAUAUCCGCAAGUGAAGGAGCGCUUCUUAUAUCUGUAAUGGGGAUUUUUAACACUGUAUCAAGGGUUUUGGUUGGUUUGUUGACUGAUCAAUCCUGGGCAGACUGCAUCAUCAUCAAUGGUACCAUGCUUUUCAUUGGAGGGAUAACCACGUGCUGUGUGCCGCUAUAUACCACGUAUUCCAUCUUGAUGGUGUAUUCCGCUCUAUUCGGCGCUACUGCAGGAACAUUCGUGGUGUUGAAGUCGAUCAUCCUGGUAGAAAUAAAGGGAGUUAAAUGGCUAUCUAAUACUCUUGGAUUUGUGAACUUCAUAUUAAGCAUAUGUGUCUUCAUAGGAUCACCAAUUGCAGGAGCAUUGUCAGAUCUAACAGAGAGCUAUGACGCAGCAUUUUACUUUGCCGGUGGAACGAUAGGACUAGCGGGGUUGAUGUGUUUUCCAAUGCGUUGUAUUGCAAGAUGGGAACAAAAUACAACCAAGACUGGAACAACUCCACAGUCUAAUGGCGACCAAGCCUGGAACAACUCCACUGUCUACUGGCGACCAAGACCAGAACAACUCCAUGGUCUACUGGCAACCAAGACCAGAACAACUCUGCUGUCUACUGGCGACCAAGACCAGAACAACUCCACAGUCUACUGGCGACCAAGACCAGAACUCCACGGUCUACUGACGACCAAGACCAGAACAACUCCACGGUCUACUGGCGACCAAGACCAGAACAACUCCAUGGUCUACAAUGAGCAGAACAGAGUGGAAGUUUGUGUAAAGAAGAGAAAUCAUUAA
Molecule: messenger RNA, 1563 nt
Organism: Ylistrum balloti
Lineage: Eukaryota; Metazoa; Mollusca; Bivalvia; Pectinida; Pectinidae
Product: monocarboxylate transporter 12-like
Exons: 7
Coding region: 1-1563 (520 amino acids)
Biological process (GO): monocarboxylic acid transport; transmembrane transport
Molecular function (GO): monocarboxylic acid transmembrane transporter activity
Source: RefSeq, a predicted model, not a curated record